GCGACGCCAUCUUAAUAGAAAUAUUCCUUAACCGUAAUCAUACAUGAAUCAUCUGCGUACUUUAUUUUUCUUUAGUUUUUCAGUAAGGAGCCAAUACAUGUAGUUUAUAAAACAAAAUUUGUUUUGUUUGUGUGUGUGAAUGUCUUCUGAGUGAAUGGUACAGUGACUAGGUCUUAGUCCAGGGUUACUGUUGCGUAUACUUGUCGUCUGUCUGUUUUUGACUGAAUACUUAAGUCUUUAAAAAGAAAUAAAAUAUGGCUACGAUGACAGAACAAGUGUCUAAGCUUUUGGAUUUUUCCCAAAAACUGGAUAUUACACUUUUAGAAAACAUUGUGGGAUGUAUGUAUACGGGUACUGGUGAUCAGCAACGAGCUGCCCAAGAAGUAUUAACCACUUUGAAGGAGCAUCCUGAUGCAUGGACAAGAGUAGAUACUAUACUCGAAUUUUCAAAUAAUCAACAAACAAAAUACUUUGCUUUACAAAUAUUGGAACAAUUGAUUAAGACAAGAUGGAAAGUAUUACCUAGAAAUCAAUGUGAAGGUAUUAAGAAGUAUAUUGUUGCACUUAUCAUAAAAACUUCUUCAGAUCCUGUGACAAUGGAAAGAGAAAAAACUUAUUUAAACAAAUUAAAUAUUAUCCUUGUACAGGUAUUGAAACGUGAGUGGCCAAAAAAUUGGGAAUCAUUUGUUGGUGAAAUUGUAGGAGCUAGUAGAACUAAUGAAAGUUUAUGUCAGAAUAACAUGGUUAUAUUAAAGUUGCUUAGUGAAGAAGUGUUUGAUUUUUCUGCUGGAAAUAUGACUCAAAUGAAAGCUAAACACUUGAAAGAUACUAUGUGUUCAGAAUUUGCACAGAUUUUUGAACUUUGUCAAUUCGUUCUAGGAUCUUCCCAAAAUGUGGCUUUAGUAAAUGCAACAUUAGAUACUCUUCUUAGAUUCCUUAAUUGGAUACCACUUGGUUAUAUAUUUGAAACUGAUUUGAUUGAUACAUUGAUUUUUAAAUUCUUCAAUGUGCCUAUGUUUCGUAAUAUCACAUUGCAAUGUUUAACCGAGGUUGCUGCAGUAACUGUACCGAAUUAUGAUGCUGCAUUUGCUGGUCUUUUCUCCAAAACUAUGGCACAACUUGUUCAGAUGUUACCCAUACACACAAAUAUUAAAGAAGCUUAUGCGUCGGGCCAAGACCAAGAACAGAAUUUUAUUCAAAAUUUGGCAUUAUUUUUGUGUACAUUUCUCAAAGAGCAUGCUCUUUUAGUAGAAAAAAAUGGUUCUAAUGAAGAUUUAUUAAAAGCACUUCAUUAUUUGGUUAUGAUUUCGGAAGUUGAAGAAAUCGAAAUAUUUAAGAUUUGUUUAGAAUAUUGGAAUAGUUUGGCUGCUAGUUUGUACAGAGAAAAUCCAUUUGGACAACUACAAAUAGUUGGCCUUUUCUCACUUUCUCCAUCUAGCAGACCAGAUGGUAACACCAUUUCACCUAGACGUCAAUUUUAUGCACCAGUUAUAUCUCAAAUGCGGUAUAUAAUGAUAAGUCGUAUGGCUAAGCCAGAAGAAGUGUUAGUAGUAGAAAAUGAAAAUGGAGAAGUAGUUCGAGAGUUUAUGAAAGACACAGAUGCUAUUAGUUUGUACAAAAGUAUGAGAGAAACACUUGUAUAUUUAACUCAUUUGGAUUGUGUAGAUACUGAACGAAUUAUGACUGAAAAAUUACAUAAUCAAGUCAAUGGAAAUGAGUGGUCGUGGAAAAAUUUAAAUACUCUAUGUUGGGCAAUUGGUAGUAUUUCUGGAGCGAUGCACGAAGAAGAUGAAAAAAGAUUUUUAGUCACAGCUAUUAAAGAUUUAUUAGGACUAUGUGAACAAAAAAAAGGCAAAGACAAUAAGGCAAUUAUUGCUUCAAACAUUAUGUAUGUGGUUGGACAGUAUCCAAGAUUUUUACGAGCUCAUUGGAAAUUUUUGAAAACUGUUGUUAACAAAUUAUUUGAAUUCAUGCAUGGUAAGCAAUUAAUUUAAUA
Molecule: messenger RNA, 1996 nt
Organism: Melanaphis sacchari
Lineage: Eukaryota; Metazoa; Arthropoda; Insecta; Hemiptera; Aphididae
Product: exportin-1-like
Biological process (GO): ribosomal large subunit export from nucleus; ribosomal small subunit export from nucleus; protein export from nucleus
Cellular component (GO): cytoplasm; nucleus
Molecular function (GO): nuclear export signal receptor activity; small GTPase binding
Source: RefSeq, a predicted model, not a curated record